GUCACUCCCACCACCAUCUUUGUCAUCAUCUUUAUCCACCUCCUCAUCAGUUGCAUCAGUUCCUUUAUUAACAUCCAUAUUACCUUCAUUUUCUUCAGCAUCUUCACCAUCACAGGCUGGUGACAGUUUUCAAACCAGCAGGUCCAGCGUUACAUCAGGAGGGACAGACAGAAUGGAGCCAUCGACUGCUGUGUUCUCUGGAGUACAACCCAGACAGUACGCAAUCACAGCAGACCACACCAGUUGAAAGAGAGCACUAGUUUCGAAACCACAGGACCACUUCCUCUUCAGACUGAAUCUAUGGAACAGCUCAGCAGUCACUCUUCAUCCACAUCAGCUUCCACUUGUAACAGAGAGCUCACAGGAGGAACCUUCACUUCCAGUGGGGACCAUUUUGAAAGACUCUUUGCUUCUGACAACAGCUGCUCCAAGUCUGAGCAAGGAUACCCAACACCUGAGAUGGCAAAAGCCUCAACCAGUAUCUUGCCAAAUAUGACAAAUCAAAGGGAUGUGUUUCCUGCAGCGGAAUUAACAACAGAGAAAACAGUUACACUGUCAACAGAUAUGAUUUUUGGGCCACAGCGUUCUGUGCCAACUACAGAUCAUUCUAUUACUAUGAAAACUCGCAGAGUUCAAACUGCUGCUACCACGACACUGGCCUACAUAACUGGAGUAACUACAAAAUCAGUGGAAACUAGCACUGCAACUAGCAUUAAAUCACCGAAGAAAUAUCCCAGCUACACAUCCUUCCAAAACAUCUUCCCUGAGCAAAACCACUGCAGGGUUUUCCACCACUUCGGCAGCAGCUACCAAACCAACUACUGUUGCUCUGCUCAGUCGCACCAGGGUAUUAGUAACUACUUCUCAUACAACAGUCAAUAUCUGCUCCACAAACCCUUGUCUGCAUGAUGGAAAUGCGUUAUUAAUGGUGUUAUGGGCAAAUAUCAGUGCAAAUGUUCACCAGCCUGGCAAGGAGAACUGCAGUGAAGAUGUGGAUGAAUGUCUUUCUAAUCCCUGCCCAGAUUUGGCCACAUGUAAUAAUACUCAGGGCUCCUAUGUCUGCAAUGUCCUGUUGGAUACCGACUAGAAAAAGGAAAUGCAAUUUAGUUAGAACAUUUGUUGAUCAAGUUGUACUAAAACUGAACACUACUCAUGGGAAGUAUUCUGAACUCCAUCGAAUUGAAGAUGAAAUAACAACAAUGCUGAACAUGUCUCUUUCGACGUUACCUGGCUAUUACCACUCAGUAGUUAAAGCGGCAAGGGAGUCCAAUUCUGUCCGAGUUUCAGUCCAAACCACCUUUUCUUUAGCAUCCAAUGUGACACUCGUUGACAUUGUUUUCAGUGUACGAAGCUACAUUAGCGCUUGCAAAACUCCUACUGAAACCUGCCAGUUCAUCUCCAACUUUAUGCUGCUCCACAGAGUUGGCGGUUUGUGCAAACAGAAGGACCCUGAAUGCGACAAAGAAACUUCGGACUGCACUGACAGAGAUGGCAUUGCAGUCUGUCAGUGCAAGAGUGGAUACUUUAAAUACAAGAAGAUAGAUCAUUCCUGCAGAGCUUGCGAAGAUGGAUAUAGGCUUGAAAAUGAGACCUGUGUGAGGUGCCCAUUUGGCUUGGGGGGAUUGAACUGUAGAAACCCGUAUCAGCUAAUCACCGUGGUGAUUGCAGCUGCAGGAGGGGGACUUCUGCUUAUCCUGGUGAUAGCACUGAUCAUCACUUGCUGCCGGAAGAAUAAAAAUGACAUAAGUAAACUCAUUUUCAAGAGUGGGGAUUUCCAAAUGUCACCGUAUGCCGAGUACCCCAAGAAUCCUCGAGCACAGGAGUGGGGCAGAGAGACCAUAGAAAUGCAAGAAAAUGGAAGCACUAAAAACCUGCUGCAGAUGACGGAUGUGUAUUAUUCGCCGACUGGACUAAGAAACUCUGAACUGGAAAGAAAUGGACUUUAUCCUCCCUACACUGGUUUACCUGGAUCCAGACAUUCAUGCAUCUACCCUGGACAAUAUAACCUAUCCUUUAUUAGUGAUGAAACUAGAAGAAGAGACUAUUUUUAACAUAAUUGUGUGGGAGUGGAAGAUCAACAUAGAUAGGUGUCCUCGUUUACCAGGUACACUCUGUCACAUGACAGUUCAGCUGAUACCAGUCUUAAUCUUCACAUACAGGAAGGACUUUGAACUCAAAAGAACACAGAGCACUGCUGCCUUGAAAACCCAUUUGUAGCUGUUGAGUAGUGAAGAUGGAGGGGAAGAAUGAGCCAAUAUGCAGAUCUGUAAAAGACCCGGGUGGAAGUUUGUGGAAGUGAACUUGUGCACUCCACUUUUAUCUUCGCCAUUGACAUCACAUAACAUGAAUUUGUUAGUAGAUCAGUACAGACAGACUAAUUGUUGCCUGCAUUCUAAAAUUAAUACCACUAGGGAGUGUUUUGUUUACAGAUAUUGUAAAAUUACAGAUAUUGGUCUGACUGCUGUGCGUUUCCUCUUGGCCAACUUUUAUGCAAAGAUACACUGUGUGCUCUUUUUGGGUAGGAAGUGUAUGUUCAUUUCAGACCCUUCUCUGCCUUUCCAUGUUAAGAUCUGAUUCCUGUGCAACAAGGGAGCAAGAUUGCCCACUAAAUAUUAUUUUUUUUAUUGGUAUGUGUCAUUCUGUCAAAUGUCUCAGCGCUUAACUAAGCUCUCCAUCUGGCAAUGAUGGCUGAGUUCACAGGUUGACAUUGAUAUUUUCAAAGGAGUAUGGGGGAUUUAGCCACGCCUCCUUAAUUUUAAUGGGAAAAGGUAUAACUGAUGCCUUGCACUGCUUUGAAAAUCUCCUUUGUGUUUGGAAAUGUCUGAAUGUGACAGUGUAUUGCCCACUGAUCUGCAAUGUUGUUCAAAACUUGUGUUAUUAUAUUGUGGUAAGUCACCACAGCAACCUCCAGCAGGGAUUUAAAUGUGUUCUAAAAGCAGCAAGAUCAGAUAAAGUAUUCAUUAAUGGAGCAAUAAAUUACAAGAUAAAAUUGUUGAGGUAGAUCGCAUUGCUUUGCAGAAAAUGUGUAUAGCCACAGUGAACUUCAGGGAGAAAGUGGCCAGAAACAGAAGUAUUAUAGCCCUGGUUGGACUGAUGUACCAUGAAUUUUAGACUUUGCAUUGGAUCCAGACAGCCACAGCCCCCCUGAUUUCAAUGGGCACUGCAGAGCUACUCAGCACAUCAGAAAAUCAGGCCUGUUGUGGCCAGAUGCAUUUGACUGUGGGAGAAGCACAAGGCUUUGGAUCACAAAAAAAACUGUUAAGGACUUCCAGCUGUCUUCACUGUGUCAGUCCUUUUAGCUGGCAGUUUGCAGUGGAUUGACAGUUAGUCACUGCAAAUGGAGCUGGUCGGGAAUUUGUAACAUUUUGACCCCCAAAAAUUCAACAUUUUUUGCACAAAAAAGCAUUUUUUACAAGCUUAUCAUGUAGUCUGUGAUUCUAGAAAAUUUGCAUGAAAAACUGCAAAAUAUUUGUUGUGAAGAUCUUUCUGCAUUUUUCAGUAGGGUCUAACUUCACAGUUGUUUCAUUCUUGAAGAACUCUUUAACUUACUUCACCAAUCCUAUUUGAUUCCCUGAACACAUGUAUUUUUGAAGAUAUCACAGUUGGCUGUUGUAAAAAUGUCUGUUGAUCACUGGGGAAGAAGCUCCAAAUAGAUAAUUUAUUACAUUCCUAACUUAGGGUCUGAUCCAAAGCUCUCUGACUUCACUCUGCAGGGUUGAGUGCUUGGUGAAGAUCACAUUAAUCAAAUACACUUAGGGUUUGUCUUCACUGCAAAGUGAACUCUAAUUAUAACUCAAGUUGCCCCUAGCUCAGCUCCCUUCCACACACAAAAAUCCUUCACUCAAGUUAGCUGGUCUGAGAUGGGGGAUAAACUAAACUCAAAUCAGCUGUUAACAUAAUCUCUUUGCAGUGUGGCUGCAGGCUAGCUCCACUCUAAUGCCACUAAUCUUACAGUGCCUUCCCACAAUUCUCCCUGAGUGCUCAGAAAAGGCUUACAAGUUCUCCCACAAUACAUGGGAAAGAAUUUAUAGAGUGACUUCACUUACUGCAGUGCUAACAGUAGAAUGUGCCCUUAGAGUUCCUAGUUGCACAUUUGAGUGAGUACAGCAUCAGUGUGGAUAAAGGAACUUGAGUGCUAUAUCCCAGAGUGGCUGCUCUCACUCUGGCUAAGAUAACUCUAGAGCAGUAACUUUGCAUUGAAGGUCACACGAGUUAACUCUAUAGUGAAGACAGACCCGCAAUUAACUGACACUUAACAGUGUUUGUUUGCCAUAGAGCCUGUGAUCCUAAAGUGUCUUGCCCAGCACUCAGAAAGUUGUUGUGCCCCAUCUCAAGUGUGAACAGACGCACAAGUAAGAUUCAGUACUAGGCAUUCGUUCUUCUUUGAGUGUAGUGUUCCUGUUGGUGCUCCACUUUAGGUGAGCCUGAGCCUUUGCUUGGAGAUUUUUGGUAGCAGCAUUAGCUUGGACCGCAUGUGUACCCCAUACCCCUCCUCCCCAACAUCGAGACUAUAUGAGGCCGUGUGGACGAACCAUCUCAGUUCCUUCUCAACCACCUGCGGCCUGAGACAGAGUCUACAACAGUGCCUGUUCUCUACUAGUAUUCAGAAUUCAGUUUGUUGGUUAAUAUGUACUGUUUGUAGUUGUUGGAACAACUAACUUUCUUUCUUUCUACAAAAAAGUUUAAAAUAUUAUUUAAAAAUAUUUUUGUUCAUAGAUAUAGUUAGUGUUGAGUUUUUUUCCCCCUUCAAUAGGGGUCGAUUUGUUGUUAAUUUGCUUGGGAUUGCUAGGCUUCCUGGGAUUUAAAAAGUGCUUCUCUUGUCAUGAGGCUAUUCUAGUCAUCAAGUGGAUUAUCUGUUGGAAUUGAAAACAUUGGGUCUUUCUAUGAACUCCAUUAGGCUAUUACUUACAGCCUUUCACAUAUCCAUAAGGAGCUUUUUGCUCUGUGCUCAUCCAGUCAUGGUAAGAUUCCUAAGAGGUUUGUCAAAUCUCUACCUGCAAAUCAGAGACUCUACUCCUAGUGGGGACCUGAACCUAGUCCUGCAUUGCCUUAUGAACUACCCCUUUGAACCACUAGGUAUUUGUUCUUCGUUAGAGUGAUCAAUGAAGACAGUCUUCUUGGUAGUUAUAACUUCUGCCCAAAGGGUCAGAGAAUUGGGAACUUUAAUGGUGGAACGCCCCCCCAUUUAUGGUAUUCAUUACAGAGAAAGUAUCUGUGUGGGCCCAACCCAGAGUUUUACCUAAGGUGUCCUCAGAAUUUCUUAUUUAAUCAAACCCAUUCAUUGCUUGGUUUGUUUGUUUUCCCCGAGAACCACAUUGGACUAGUCAAGAAGCCAUGUUGCAUACUCUAGAUGCAUUAGCUUUUUAUUUAGACAGAACCAAACCUUUUAGACAGUCUCCUAGAUUAUUUGUAUCCAUUAUGGACAGAAAGAAGGGUUCGGUUAUUUCAAAACAGAAGUUAUCAAAGUGAAUCUCUGACAUAUUACAGUCUGUUAUGACGAAACUCAGAUUCAGCUCCCUUCAAGAAGGAUAGUACAUUCCACUAGCGUAUUUUCUUCUUCUACAGCCUAGCUUAAGGAUGUGUCAAUUGGAGACAUCUGAAGAGUGCAACAUGGUCCUCAGCCACCUACCUUUUCUAUUCAUUGUGCCUUGGUGUCUGCUGCAAGAUCAGAUGCGGCUGUAGGUGAUGCAGUUCUCUCUUCGGUAUUGGACCCUGGUCCAAACCUCUCACCUUCUUAGGGAUGUACUGCCCUGAAGUGGUGCACCCACAGGGACACUGCUUGAGGAAGAAGGAUAGAUUACUCACCUUGUGCAGUAACUGUAGUUCU
This is a messenger RNA of Gopherus evgoodei (Goodes thornscrub tortoise), 5827 nucleotides long. RefSeq names its product protein HEG homolog 1-like. NCBI's taxonomy places the organism in Eukaryota, Metazoa, Chordata, Testudines, Testudinidae. Bases 954 to 2051 code for a protein of 365 amino acids. The record is from RefSeq and is a predicted model, not a curated record. Gene Ontology annotation, biological process: heart development. The transcript has 12 exons.